AUGCCUUUACAAUACCCGUUAUUGUUUCCGUACGGAGAGACCGGGUUCCACGCUCGCAUACGUUACCACGACAACACUGGCCGUCGGUCUACUAAACGACGAUGUGUCACGAUGCGGGAAUACUACUGCUACAGAAUCCAUUAUCGCAACAAUGAAGGCACCACCCUCCUAAGAGGCGGUCGUUUAUUCCAACAAUAUUUGGUUGACUCAUACGCGGCCAUCGAGGAACACAGGUUGCGUUGGAUGAGGAAUAACCAGAAUGAACUCCGCGUUGAACUCUACCAUAAUGUUUGUGACGCUGUGACGCGUGGGGAUACAAACGCCAAGGCUAUCGGACAACGCAUAGUUUUACCAGCAACCUUUACGGGAAGCCCAAGAUAUAUGGUCCAAAAUUACCAAGACGCCAUGGCUUUGUGCCGUGCUUUUGGGAACCCCGACCUGUUUGUGACAUUUACAGCUAACCCAAAGUGGCCUGAAAUCGAAGACAUUAUACCAGGCCAAAAGUCUCAUGACCGUGCAGAUGUUGUAUCACGCGUUUUUAAGCUAAAACUGUCCUUUUUGAUCGAAGAUAUUAUGAAGAAACAAAUCUUUGGCGUCUGCAAAUCAGGUAAACUUUGUGAUGCCUUGCCUCUCUGUUUUGCUGUCAAUUCUCCCACAAAUACUAACCUUUCUAAACUUUUUAAUUUCCUUCUUUUUGAUCUCUCUGUCUUUCGCAAUUUGCCGCACUGGUUAUAUACAGCUGUUUACACAAUUGAGUUUCAAAAAAGAGGCCUACCACACGCGCACCUUUUAAUAUGGCUUGAACAUUCUGCCGUGUCUCACACGCCUGCUGGUAUAGAUGACUUGAUUUCAGCCGAGAUCCCAUCGAAAAUUGACGACCCAUCCGGCUAUAAGGCUGUAACAGAUUACAUGUUGCAUGGCCCAUGUGGGAAUGACGCUCGCAGUGCUCCGUGUACAACAGAUGGAAAAUGUAUGAAACACUUCCCAAAGCCAUUUUAUCGAGAAACGACAAUUGACGAAGACGGCUACCCGGUUUACCGGCGUCGAGAUACAAAGAUUUUCUUUAUAAAGGGUAAAACGAAACUCGACAACCGGUUUGUCGUUCCAUACAACCGUUAUCUCCUUUUAAAGUAUGAAUCACACAUCAAUGUUGAGUGGUGCAACCAGUCCCGAGCUAUAAAAUACCUUUUUAAAUACUUAAACAAGGGACCAGACAGGGCUACAAUGGUUGUUCAAGAAAACAUUGGCAGUGAUGGUGAAAAUCGUUCACAAAAGAUUGUUAAGGUUGAUGAGAUUAAAAACUAUUUGGAUUGUCGGUACUUAUCGCCGUGUGAAGCUGUGUGGAGAAUGCUUGCAUUCCCUAUACAUUACUCAUUCCCAUCCGUCAUGAAACUAACGUUCCAUACACCUAACCAACAUCUACUCACGUUACGUGAUUCUGACAGUUUGCCAGCCCUUUUAAACCGUGAGGGGAUACGAGACACAAUGUUCACCCAAUGGUUUGCGUUGAACAGCAGAGAUGCAGCGGCAAGAAACCUUACGUACGCCGAGAUACCAACAAAGUACGUCUGGCACGAUGAUAACAAGGUAUGGAAAACGCGGUUGGAACGGCCAGCAAUUGGGCGGAUCGUGUAUUGCAAUCCAGCAGCUGGGCCAAAGUAUUACUUAAGGAUGUUGUUAGGGAUUGUGAGAGGGCCCCGAAGUUUUGAAGAAAUAAAAACGGUCGACGGUAUCGUAUAUGGAACGUUCAAAGAAGCCUGCUAUGCAUAUGGCUUGCUUAAUGAUGACAAGGAAUGGAAUGACGCUCUCUCAGAGGCUAAACUAUGGGCAUCCGGCUCCCAACUACGGGAGUUAUUUGUUACCAUGUUAUUGUUUUGCAAAGUGAACCGCCCAUCGCAACUGUGGUCACAGAAUUGGGAAAUACUAUCAGAUGAUAUCUUAUACAUGAAACGUAGGCUCUACAUGUUCCCUGGUCUACAGUUAUCAAACGACCAACUUAAGAACUACUGCCUGAUUGAACUAAAUGAACUGUUGGAAAAAAACGGGAAAUCAUUGGUGGAUUUCCCGGAUAUGCCACAGCCAGAUACGUCGCUGCUCGAUAGGAUGGAUAAUCGUCUAAUCAGAGAAGAGUUGAGUUACAACAAAAAAAAGAUGACAGACGAGCACGAACAACUAUAUGCAUCACUCAAUACGGAACAGACGGCCAUCUACAACACAGUCAUUGAUUCUGUUACCACCCACAAAGGAGGGUUUUAUUUCGUCUAUGGUCCGGGAGGGACAGGCAAGACUUUCCUAUACAGAGCCAUCCUGUCACGUUUGAGAUCGAUGGGACUAAUUGCUCUUGCAGUUGCAUCUUCAGGUAUCGCGUCCCUUCUAUUACCCGGUGGUCGGACAGCGCAUAGCCGGUUCGCUAUCCCUUUAGAAUUACUUCACAAUAGCACGUGUUCCAUUAAACAGAAUACCCAAUUGGCACACCUUUUGCAGGAGGUACGGUUAAUCAUCUGGGACGAAGCACCAAUGAUGCAAAAAUUUGCAUUUGAAGCACUAGAUAAAACACUUAGAGACAUCUUGGGGUUUUGUUCCACCACAAACAGGGAACGUGCCUUUGGUGGCAUGCCUAUCUUACUUGGUGGUGAUUUCAGGCAAAUCCUUCCCGUCAUCCCAAAGGGAAAAAGAGAAGAUGUUGUUCAAGCAUGCAUAAAUAAAUCGUACCUGUGGAAAAAUUGUGAACUCUUCACUCUCCACCGUAGUAUGCGUGUCAACGAAUACACCUCAACGGGUGUAGUAGACAUUGAAAGGCAACGUUUCAACAAAUGGUUGUUAGAAAUCGGCGAUGGAAUUGUUCCCUCGAAAGCCAAAGAAGGUGAAGAUGAACCAACCUGGAUCGAGAUACCCGCCAGGUUUAUCAUUGAUAGUUGUGGGCUUCCUGUGGACUCGAUUGUUAAUGCUGUCUUCCCGUCGUUUACAGAAAGGCAGGGCGAUGAUGAUUUUUUGUGUGAAAGAGCAAUACUAACCCCCCGCAACGUAGACGCGGAUGAAAUCAAUGCUUACAUGUUUCGGCAAUUAAGACAGACCACAAAGACCUACAAGAGCUCCGACGAAAUAUGUCGUGCAUCCACGGAUGUAUUGGAACAGGAACAACUCUACCCGCCUGAGUUCCUAAACUCUUUGACAUUCCCAGGUAUGCCACCGCACGCUUUGGAUCUGAAAGAAGGUCUCCCUAUCAUGCUUUUAAGAAAUGUGAACCCCUCCCAAGGCUUAUGUAAUGGCACCCGUCUGAUCAUCACAGACCUUGGGAAAUUUGUUAUCAAAGCUAGGAUACUUACCGGGUCAAACCGUGGUGAUACUGCAUUAAUACCAAGGAUAACGCUUUCAUCCACUAAAUCAAAAUGGCCAUUUAUUAUGAAAAGGCGCCAGUUCCCCGUAAAACCAUGCUAUGCUAUGACGAUUAAUAAAAGCCAAGGGCAAUCAUUAAAAGUUGUUGGCCUCUACCUACCCCGACCAGUGUUUAGCCAUGGCCAGUUAUAUGUCGCACUUUCACGGGUUACAACACCUGCAGGUCUAAAGAUUGUCAUCGUCGGAGAUGGCAACGGUGGCAUGACAAACCAUACUAGAAACAUCGUUUACAAAGAAACAUUUAACAAUUUGACUACCUCAGAUUGGCGACAAUAA
Helianthus annuus (common sunflower) is the source of this 3672-nucleotide messenger RNA. RefSeq lists its product as uncharacterized. The transcript has 3 exons. Lineage: Eukaryota; Viridiplantae; Streptophyta; Magnoliopsida; Asterales; Asteraceae. The record is from RefSeq and is a predicted model, not a curated record. Gene Ontology annotation, biological process: DNA repair; telomere maintenance. Gene Ontology annotation, molecular function: DNA helicase activity; ATP hydrolysis activity. Bases 1 to 3672 code for a protein of 1223 amino acids.